Molecule: messenger RNA, 693 nt
Organism: Penicillium brevicompactum
Lineage: Eukaryota; Fungi; Ascomycota; Eurotiomycetes; Eurotiales; Aspergillaceae
Exons: 2
Molecular function (GO): NAD binding
Source: RefSeq, a predicted model, not a curated record
UUGUACGACCUGUUUCUUGACAGACAAAGUCAACAGAGCUCUAUCAAAAUGCGACAGUUCUCGUCACACUCUAUGUUGUCCCUAAUCUGGAAAGUGAAAAGAAGUGAGUUUAUUGUCAAUCGGCGUAUGUUCGAUUCUCUGGAACUAAUUUCUGGCAGCCUGAAACUCAUUCAUUCCGUCUUUUCUGGCUUGGAUCAUUUUCUGGCUUUUCCCAUCGUCGAAGAAACAGAUAUACCCCUCACAAAUAGCUCCAGUAUCCAUGGACCUCCCAUAGCCGAGUGGACUAUCAUGAAAUGGCCUGUCGCGUCACGAAAAUACCAAAAAAUGCACGAUGAUCAAGAAAAUCACGAAUGGAAUGAUCGCUGUCCCUAUAUGACGGGGAUCCAUGAUCAAGUCGGCGAAAAAGUGGGAGGAAUGUCGGGCGUCAAAGGUCAGGUUGUUGACCAAGAGGCCUUGUCGGCAGCCUUGAAAUUGGGACAGAUAGCAUUUGCUGCUCUCAAUGUGACAGAUCCAGAGCCUCUCACACCGGACCAUUACCUCUGGGAUGUGUCUAACAAGCAGAUCAGUCCUCAUGUCAGUUGCAUGGGUAGAGGAUGUCUUCCUGGAUCCCUCGAUAUAGUGAAGGAGAAUCCCGAGAGGAUGGCCGCUGGUGAUAAGUUGAUGAAUGCCUAUGACAGAGGCAAGGGAUAUUAA